Messenger RNA from Gymnodraco acuticeps, 2114 nucleotides. Its product is annotated as zinc finger BED domain-containing protein 1-like. The record is from RefSeq and is a predicted model, not a curated record. Gene Ontology annotation, molecular function: protein dimerization activity. Bases 548 to 1999 code for a protein of 483 amino acids. The transcript has 2 exons. NCBI's taxonomy places the organism in Eukaryota, Metazoa, Chordata, Actinopteri, Perciformes, Bathydraconidae.
GCAUAAUGUGCCUUCAUGGCGAUCCCUCCGCAAAAAAAACGGCUCGUUCGCGGGCGAGAGCCGGCUCCCGUCGUUCACUUAAAUAGUUCGCGACCGACACAUCACUACGACAGACGUAGCAUAAAAAUGUCCACGAACACAGAUGAAGAAGAACUCAUUCCUAAAAAAGGUACCACUUCAGUAAGUUCAGUUGUAUGGAAGUGGUUCGGGUACAAGCAGUCAGACAUAGAACAAACAACUGUUCUGUGUAAGGUCUGUAGAAAGACGAUCGCUGCAAAACAUGGGAACACAACCAACUUAUUCCAGCACCUGCGACAGAGACAUGCAGUGGAAUGGCAGCAGUGUGUAGCACUAAGAGAUGCAGAUGCUAGCUCAAGCCACAAAGCGCCUGCAAAAAAGCAGGUAACCUUGGCAGCAGCAUUUUCAACAGUCAUUCCUUAUGACAAGAAAGGGCCCCGGUGGGAGGCGAUCACAGAUGCGGUGACAUAUUACAUCGCAAAAGAUAUGGUCCCCAUCUAUACCGUAGAAAAAAAACGGGUUCAUUAAGAUGCUGCAAACGAUAGACCCGAAAUAUCAACUGCCCAGCCGCAAGCAUUUCGCCACAGUUGCAUUGCCCAAUUUAUAUAACAAAACAAGAGCUACAGUCGCAGAGCAGAUGCAAAACGUAGUUUAUUAUUCCACCACUACCGACCUAUGGUCCAGCCGAACCACACACCCAUAUUUGAGUCUGACCGUGCAUUUUAUUGACGGAGAAUGGGCCCUGCGAGGCAUGUGCCUGCAGACAUCGUACUUCCCGGACGACCACACUGGCGAAGUAAUAGCCCAAGGGUUACAAGACUCGCUGGCCUCCUGGAAGCUUCGAGAAGACCGUCUUGUUUGCAUGACUACGGACAGCGGUUCCAACAUGAUUAAAGCCUUGAGACUGACUGAGUGGCCCAACCUCCAAUGCUUUGGACACAGACUUCACAAUGCCAUCAUGAAUGGUAUGAAAGAUCCACGGAUUGACCGUGCCAUCGGGGUUUGCAAAAAGGUUGUAAGUACCUUUUCCUUCAGUUGGAAGAAGAGAAGAGAUAUGGCAGUGGUACAGGCUGAGCUCGGUCUACCAUCUCAUAACCUCAUCACCGAGUCCCUAACCAGGUGGGGUUCGAGACAACUGAUGGUAGAACGACUGUUGGAACAGGAGAAGGCCAUAGCACAGGUCCUGGGAGCAGACAAGAAAAGCAGGCACCUGGUGCCCACCUGGCAGGACAUUGACGUGUUGGAGUCAAUUAAUAAAGCUGUAAGUCCACUGAAGGAAUUCACUGAUGCCUUAUCUGGUGAGGCCUACGUGAGUGUCUCCUACCUCAAACCGGUAAUCCACCUGUUAAGCAACAGCCUUCUGCAGCCAGAGGAGGGUGAGACCGAGCUCACCAAACAAAUCAAGAGCAACAUACUCAACUACCUCAACAAUAAAUACAAUGACCCUGUAACACAGGAACUCCUGGACAUGGCCUCACUCAUGGACCCCCGGUUCCGGACAACCUAUAUAGCAGAUGACCAAGUGGACGGAAUCAAGAAAAGAGCUGUUACUGAGCUGAUGUCUCUUUCAACUGAGAAAAGCAAAUCCCAGCCUGGCACAUCUGUGCAGGACCUGCACCAAGAAGAAGCUGCUGAACCUGUUACAAAGAAGAAGAAAACUCUAGCAAGCUUCUUCAAGAACAAGACACCGACAGUGUCGUCUACCUCCCUGUCAGAGCAGGACAAAAUUGAAGCUGAGCUGUCAUCCUACUUGUUGUCGUCUGAGACAGACCCUGAGACAGACCCACUGCAGUGGUGGAAGCUACAUGAAGCUAACUUCCCAAGACUGAGUUAUCUGGCAAAGAAAUAUCUCUCCAUUCCUGCCACAAGUGCCCCUUCGGAGAGGGUUUUCAGUACGGGGGGUAAUAUUGUAACAUGCCAAAGAGCAUGCCUCAAGCCAGAGGCAGUAGACAGGCUUGUCUUCCUCGCGAAAAACCUGUAGAAAACUUCCUAGAAAGUUAAAGGGAUGUUAUUUUGUUUGAGGGUAUUUUUUUAUUAUCAUUAUUUGUUGUAUUUGUAUCAUUCAACAUGAUGAUAUUUUUAAAUGAUGAAACCAG